Molecule: messenger RNA, 1412 nt
Organism: Aegilops tauschii subsp. strangulata
Lineage: Eukaryota; Viridiplantae; Streptophyta; Magnoliopsida; Poales; Poaceae
Biological process (GO): protein ubiquitination
Source: RefSeq, a predicted model, not a curated record
AUGGAGAAGGGGAUGGGCAGCCAUACCAGCCAAGGAAGGUGGUUUUCUGAUAUUAAAAGAAGAGAGAGCAGAGCAAGCCAUUGCAAGACUUCACACGUCUCCAUUCUUACCCAAAUAGCCAAACCAGCAUCCCAGGCCAAUCAGAGCUCGCCAAUUGGCUGCCAAGUGGCUGGACCGGUCAGCGCGCAGUUUUGCACAAAACCCCCUGCCGUUUCCCUGAAUCAACCCGUGUGCAGUCCCAGGUCGUCCAGGGACUGCGGCGUGUGCCAGUGCGUGUUCUGCGCCGACGACGAGCUCCGCCUCCUGCCGGCGUGCCGCCACGCGUUCCACUCCGUCUGCGUCGACCCGUGGCUCCGCGCCAACCCGUCCUGCCCUCUCUGCCACGCCUUCAUCGCACUCCCGUACCCGCCGCUCCCCGAGCUCCUUCGCGUCGAGCUCGACAGCGUCAGCAGCCGCCGCUCCACUUCCUCGUCCUCCUCCGCGGCCGUCGCCGCAGCGCCGCCAGAGGGAGUCCGCGCGUACCCGCUCCCCAACUCCAACACCAACACAGAGUACCUCGUGGAGGAGGACCUCCAGGUGGUCCUCAAGCCGCCCAGCGCUGCCAACCCGGCGCCACCGCCGCCACCCACGGCUCGAAAUACCGGCGAGCCGAGCCAGCAGCUGGCAGCCGCGGCGGAGCGCGCGCUGUCGUCGUCCGUGACGCCGACAGCGUCGUUCAGGUCGGUGGGGCGUUCCAGCAGCAGGUGGAGCAGCCGGUGGAGCAGCGGGCGGUGGAGCAGCCGGUACGACGCCGGGAGCGUGACGGCCGCCGCCACGGCCGAGUGGUGGUGGAACAUGGACGGCGGGGUGGCGCCAGCGUCGCGGCGGGCCGAGUCCGAGGACGGCAGCGCGUUCUACGGGUUCGUGCGGUGGCUGACGGGAGCAUACUAGUUACCUAGUAAACAGCGCGUUCCAACGGCGGGACAAGCUCCGGCCUCCAGCGCCGCAGCCCCAGCGACCUGGGCAGCGCGGCGAGGGACGACGCCAGCGUGAAGAGCGGCAGCCGCCCGAUGAGCCGCUCCCUCUCCGCGGCCGCCUCCUUCCCCUGGUCGGCCACGGGCGCCGCCGCCGCCGGGGCCACCGCGGAGCUGCGGACCGCCACGAGCGAGAGCGGCGGCGCGGAGGGCCCCGAGGAGGAGUUGCGGCGGCAGAGAUUGCGGAUGAAGUAGUGGAUGGAGAUCGACGCCAGAAGCAUCACCACCACGAUUACGGCGAUGAUAAGGAUGCUCGGCGAUAUCCCCGCCAUGCCACCGCGCGCAUCGUCCCCGCUCCCACCUCCUCCUCCCUCAGCCAAGUGGGGCACCACCGGCACCACCACGGGCACCCUCCGCUCCGGCGCCACCGGCGGCGGAACCGAUGUGGAAGACAUCGAU